CAACCUACAAUCAAGGGAUCGUUACAAAAAGUUGCUCCGUGCCAUGUCUAUCCAGAAUCUACACACCCGCGACCCCUUUGCCGAGGCCGAGGCCGCGGCUGCCAUUCAGGCCCGGCCCGUGCACAUCCGACUGCAGCAAAGGAAUGGCGGCAGGACCAUCACCACGGUCCAGGGCCUGUCCUCGGGCUACGACCUCAAGAAGGUGGUCCGCUGCUGCAAGAAGGAGUUCGCCUGCAACGGCACUCUGCUCGAGUCCCCGGAGUACGGCCAAGUCAUCCAGCUGCAGGGGGAUCAGCGCUUGAAGAUCCAUCAAUGGCUGACCAAAAUGCAGUUGGCCAGCUCCGAUCAGCUGAAGGUCUGCGGCUUGUAAGGACUAGGCCGAGGCCUAGGACCAAACCGUUUGAGUUGUUGUAAAAUGUUCUAA
Messenger RNA from Drosophila pseudoobscura, 424 nucleotides. RefSeq names its product eukaryotic translation initiation factor eIF1-like. Bases 44 to 370 code for a protein of 108 amino acids. NCBI's taxonomy places the organism in Eukaryota, Metazoa, Arthropoda, Insecta, Diptera, Drosophilidae. The record is from RefSeq and is a predicted model, not a curated record. Gene Ontology annotation, molecular function: translation initiation factor activity; ribosomal small subunit binding; RNA binding. Gene Ontology annotation, biological process: translational initiation. The transcript has a single exon. Gene Ontology annotation, cellular component: eukaryotic 43S preinitiation complex.